AUGCCGAAACCCAAGACUUUCUUGAAAGAAUCCAAGGCCAAGAAGAAGGCCUCGCAGCAGGCCCCGGAGACUGCCGAUGAGUUCCUAGCCGUCGGCGUGGAACAGGAAGAAGCGGGAGAGAAAUGGCGGGCCGGAGAUGUCGCCAAAUCCAUGCGCUUUUUCAUGCGCGCUAUCGCGACCUAUGAUGAGGGCUUGAAGAAGCACCCUCAAGCGUUCGAUCUAGCAUACAAUAAGGCGAGAGUCCAGUACGAAAUCACCCAACAUCCCAAAUUGGCUGCUCAGCUGCCCGCCCCGGUGGGCGACAUCUUGCAAACAACACUGCAGUCGCACAGAGAAGCGCUGGUCCUAGAUCAGGACAAUGCAGAUGUCUUGUUUAACACAGCCCAAGUCCUCACGAGUCUUGCGGAGACAAUCACCGAUACCAAACGCCCCGCCGAUGAACAAUUGAACCAAGCCGUGAAGUUCCUCCAGGAAGCCCUAGAACUUUUCCAGCGCUGCCUUCUCCUUCAAGAAAUGAAGUACACCGAAAUGCAAGAGCACAUCAAACAGAUGGAAUCCGGGGUCUUGGAUCAACCCACACAGGACGUUCAACCCACAGAAGAGCAGAUGGAUGAUGCAGGUGAAGCAAAGACCUCGGAACAACAAGAGCAAUGGGCUGCCGUGAUUGAGCCGGUGACGAAAGACACGCUUGUGGAUACGGCCGUGGCCCAGUUGGAAUCACUCACCACCCUUUGCAACCUGCUCACCUUUGAUCCGGGUGUCGGGCUUGCUUGGGUAGAGGGCUACUCCUCGGACCUUCUCCAGGAAAAGAUCACCACGUAUGUUGAUGGCUCCAGCAGAACGUACGACGCUUCGCUGGCCCGUGCAAAAUUCGCCUGUGCCCUUGCUGAAGUACUGUACCGAGGCGGGCGUAUAGAUGUUGAAACGUAUUAUGGAGAACUUGCACGUGCUUUCGCUCCCGAAUUGGACCUAUCCGCGGAUCCCGAUGGUCUCUGCAGCAAAGCGGAUGCGCUAAUGUCGUUCAAUACCGCGGUCACAGACUUGCCUCCUUCCCAUGACCCUGAAAUGUUUGCGAAAUCAUUGAAGCUGAGGUGGCAAUCACUAUCGGCGGCUUUGGAUGGCUUGACCAAGGCUUCUAAGAUUCCGGAUGCGGAAAAUUUGCCCAAGAUCCAUCUGGCUAGAGGGGAUGUAGAAGUCAACCGAUGGCGGCUAGGUAUGCCGCCCUGGGAGUUUGCCAUGGCGCAGCAAAACUCCGCUCUGCUCCUGCAGAAUGCUCAAACAUAUUAUCGGGGCGCGGCUGCCUUGGCUCGAAGAGACGGGGCCGCAGACGAAGAACGGGAUGGGACCUGCAAGGAAGCCAUAACUGCUGCAAUGAACGGUCAAAAGGAAAAGGUGGAUCAGCUCAAACGCAGCGCGCCCAAAGAACUGAUGGUGGUCGCGGAAGACAUGGUGGAGGACGGUUGGGUGAUGCCUACAGACAUGGAGGCGUUGCUGUCGUAA
Molecule: messenger RNA, 1500 nt
Organism: Aspergillus melleus
Lineage: Eukaryota; Fungi; Ascomycota; Eurotiomycetes; Eurotiales; Aspergillaceae
Exons: 4
Coding region: 1-1500 (499 amino acids)
Molecular function (GO): protein binding
Source: RefSeq, a predicted model, not a curated record